UUUGUUCGAAUUUUAGGUGGUUGAUUUUGAGGUUGGAGGCGAGAGUCCGUUGGAUGGAAGGGGGAGGGAAGAGGGAAGAAGAGUCCUCAGUACGAAAUUAUAAAGGACGAAAGGGACGAAGGGGACGCGAAAACAGUCCGAGACCGAGACAAGCAAACAGGAAAGAGGAAACAGGAAACAGGAAAAAAGGAACGGAGGAGUCCGAGCAACGAAACAGGCAAGGAUAGUAGAGGUUGAUCGCAGGGUGAGGAGGUCGGUACGGAUACGGAUGGCGCAGAGUCGAGUGGGUGUGAGCACGAGUUGGAUCGGCAGGCGAGAAUGGUCGGACGAGGACGAGGUCGAGGGCGAGGGCGAGGUCGAGGUCGAGAUAGGGAUGGAGACGUCGAAGUCGGGGUCGGGGGAGUCGAGAAGACGAGAGGGACGACGCGGCUGAGAUGGGGCUCGAGACGAGACGACACGAGACGGGAUAUGAAGGAACGCGGAGGGAACGCGGAGAAAAGGGAGGGGAAGGGUAUGGAGGCGUCCGAACAACAAGCAGGCGAAACCGGAAAUAGAACGAAGACCGAAAGAGAGAGGAACGAACCGAAGCAAGGAAAAGAGAGUCGAGAGGCGAGAAUUAACGAGCGAGAGGAGGAGGGACUAGAGCAAAAACACAAAGACGAGAAAGGAGAGGAGAGUAUUUGACGGACGACGGACGACGCAAAUAGAAAAUAGAAAAUAGAGAUGGAAGAUUAAUGAACGGCAGACGAAGAGACGGAGAAAGAAGCCACACCACGCACUAAACACACCCCAAACAGACGCAAACGAGCGACCAAAGUUCGUGCCCAUGCCCCAACAGCCCAAUAUACGACGAACGACGAACGAAGACCGAAGACGACAACGUCCCAAAACCGAGAAAAAAAACAGUCCAAAAGAGCGAAGACGAA
Molecule: messenger RNA, 926 nt
Organism: Stereum hirsutum FP-91666 SS1
Lineage: Eukaryota; Fungi; Basidiomycota; Agaricomycetes; Russulales; Stereaceae
Exons: 1
Coding region: 469-684 (71 amino acids)
Source: RefSeq, a predicted model, not a curated record